Messenger RNA from Ahaetulla prasina, 1028 nucleotides. It is a transcript of the gene TOMM22, whose product is annotated as translocase of outer mitochondrial membrane 22. Lineage: Eukaryota; Metazoa; Chordata; Lepidosauria; Squamata; Colubridae. The coding region runs from base 53 to 469 and encodes 138 amino acids. Gene Ontology annotation, cellular component: mitochondrial outer membrane. Gene Ontology annotation, biological process: intracellular protein transport. The transcript is spliced from 4 exons. The record is from RefSeq and is a predicted model, not a curated record.
CCCCGGUCUAGCCGCUGCAGGAUCCUCGUUCGUCAUUCUCUCAGUUACAGUCAUGGCCGCCUUGACGCCGCUGUCUCCCGAAGACGUGCUGCCAUCCAAGGGAAGCGCCGGCAAAACGGAGGAGCUGGAAGUGGAUACAGAGGAGGACGAAGAUGAGCUGGAUGAGACCCUGGCAGAGAGACUUUGGGGUCUCACGGAGAUGUUUCCAGACAGCCUUCGAUCGGCAGCUGGAGCUACCUUCGACGUAUCCCUUUCUGUAGCUCAGAAAAUGUACAGAUUCUCAAGGGCAGCUUUAUGGAUUGGGACCACUUCUUUCAUGAUCCUAGUUCUUCCUGUUGUUUUUGAAACUGAGAAACUGCAAAUGGAGCAGCAGCAGCAGCUGCAACAACGACAGAUUUUAUUAGGACCAAAUACAGGGCUUUCUGGAGGAAUGUCAAGUGCUCUGCCUUCUCUUCCUGGCAAGAUUUAAUCAAAUCACUGGAGCCAUAUUAUUAUGGAAGGAAAUACUGAAAUUGUUUAUUAGGCAAGAGUUUUUUUUCUUUUCUUGGACAUCUGUUCAUGAUGGAGGCAUACCCCAAUAUGUAUUUUAUGACAUUGACCUCUUCUUUAAUCCUUAGGCAAUCAUGAUUUUUUUUAUUCCUUCCCUCAGUUGAUAAUCAAAGCAAUUAACAAGGACUUUGGAAGCUUUUAUUUUGGUAUCCUUAUUUCCAGGAAACCGCCUCAGGACAUGCCAGAUUCUGGCCAAAUUUAGUUAGCAAUGUUUGUCUAUAUAAGUCCUGUGUUUCUCUCCUGAUAUACUGAAGAUGGAUUUUAGAGUAGAAACAGCAAAAACAAGCAUACAUGCUACAGAUACAAUGGAACAAUCUGGUGCAUACUAAAUUUCACUGAGUGAGCUUCUUUUGAGUUAGAUGUUGUUUCAAUGCUGAGGGAACCUUAGAUGAGUCAUUUUCACCAAUUUUGCCACAUCUAUUGAUACUGAAGUCCGCUACAGCCCUUUUGUAUUAAAUAGUUUGAGUGCAAUCAUGGAA